Messenger RNA from Drosophila novamexicana, 1181 nucleotides. It is a transcript of the gene Psf2, whose product is annotated as probable DNA replication complex GINS protein PSF2. The transcript has 3 exons. Gene Ontology annotation, biological process: double-strand break repair via break-induced replication; DNA replication. The record is from RefSeq and is a predicted model, not a curated record. Bases 39 to 671 code for a protein of 210 amino acids. Gene Ontology annotation, cellular component: GINS complex; nucleus. NCBI's taxonomy places the organism in Eukaryota, Metazoa, Arthropoda, Insecta, Diptera, Drosophilidae.
CGAAUUUGCUUUGGCAUUGAAAAGUACUAACAAUAAAUAUGGAUCCCUCAAUAAUUGAGUUUAUUGGCGAGAAGUCCAUGAUUAGCAUAAUACCAAAUUUCUCCAAUGAAGCGCUUCAUCUAAUUUAUGGCACGGUGGGUCCUUUUCGCGCCGGCUUUCCUGUAUAUGUGCCCCUGUGGCUGGCGACGCACUUGCGAAAACAACAAAAGUGCCGCAUUGUGCCGCCGGAAUGGAUGGAUCUCGAAACGCUGGAGGAGAUUAAGGAGGAGGAGAAGCGUUCCAAAUUCUUCACAAAGAUGCCCAGCGAGCAUUACAUGGUUGUGGCCCAGCUGGUGAUGAGCACGGCACCAGAUGAUGUGCCGCGUUGCGAGGAGUUGCGCACAAUUAUCAAGGACAUAUUCGACAUACGCGAAUCGAAGCUGCGCACCUCGAUCGAUGCCUUCAUUAAAGGCGAGGGCACCUACGCCAAGCUGGACAAUCUGACGCUGCUGGAGAUACACAGUGUGCGCCCAAUUUUGCCCUAUUCCCUGGAUCACAUAGCGCGCUAUCAAAGAAUUGCCACCGCAUCGCAGCGGGAUACUUCCAUGCUGGGAUUGAGCACAACGGGCGGCUCCGGCUCCGGCUCAGCCACGGGCACGGGCUCCAUGAGCAAUUCCUUUUUCACGCAGUAGCUGUUCAUGAUGUCCCUGAUACCUGUGCACAAUGUGACCGCAUUACCUACAGCAGCUACAUUUUUAGACGGUGCUGCCAACGUGUUGCGACAAGAAAUGCACAUAAAUUUAGUUUCGUGGCGAAUGGCAAAGCGAAAGAAUGGCGCGUGAACGGGAAAGUGAAGAAAUUGUUAAGUGCACAAAACCAAUAAGAAAACGUUUGAAGUAACAUAACUAUUGAAUUCGAUUUCGUAUAUUUGUGAUGUUAACCAAUAAACGAUUGAAAGCUAUUCAAGUGAUAAGUGUGUGUGAUGCUGCGUGCACUAUUUUCAAUGUGCUUGCACAAUUGAUGCCAUCGCAAAAACUAUAACUGUAAAUUACGCAAAUAUGUAAAAUUUCCUCUUUUUCCAAUGUGCCGCAUGCUGUGUAAAGUGCCUAUAUUAUUAUAAGCACGAAUUGUGCGGUAAGUGCAUUUCGAAAUGGACAUGAAUAAGAUUUCGACCUGGCAUUUUUGAGGCUCUUCCAAACUCA